Armigeres subalbatus is the source of this 2222-nucleotide messenger RNA. Its product is annotated as muscle LIM protein Mlp84B-like. Gene Ontology annotation, biological process: sarcomere organization; muscle tissue development. Gene Ontology annotation, molecular function: actinin binding; structural constituent of muscle. Gene Ontology annotation, cellular component: nucleus; Z disc; cytoplasm. The record is from RefSeq and is a predicted model, not a curated record. The transcript is spliced from 6 exons. NCBI's taxonomy places the organism in Eukaryota, Metazoa, Arthropoda, Insecta, Diptera, Culicidae. Bases 1 to 1167 code for a protein of 388 amino acids.
AUGUUCGAUUACAUUACAUAUUUGGUUGCCGAGUGGGUGACGAGAACUAUUGAUCCAGUUCAAGGAUGCAAGAAGUGGAAAGCAAUUGCCUACCAUAAGGGAUGCUUCAAGUGCGGCGACUGUAAGAAGAACCUGGACUCGGUGAACUGCUGCGAGGGUCCUGAUCGAGAAAUCUACUGCCGAGUGUGCUACGGCAAGAAGUUUGGCCCCAAGGGCUACGGCUACGGCCAAGGUGGCGGAGCUCUACAGAGCGACAGUAACGAUUCAUCCAGUGAGUUUACACCGAAACCAUCGGCCAUCGAUACAAGUGCCAUCAAGGCAACCCCCGGACAAGGCUGUCCACGUUGCGGUGGUGUAGUAUUCGCUGCCGAAAUGGUCUUGUCUAAGGGACGCGAAUGGCAUCGCAAGUGCUACAAAUGCCGUGAUUGUACCAAAACACUGGAUUCGAUCAUCGCCUGUGACGGCCCAGAUCAUGAUGUAUACUGCAAGACCUGCUAUGGCAAGAAGUGGGGACCACAUGGCUAUGGAUUCGCCUGCGGAUCCGGAUUUUUACAGACCGAUUGCAUGACAGAGGAGCAGUUGGCCUCCCAAAAGCCAUCGGUUCCUAUCGAUACGACCAGCAUCAAGGCUCCGGCCGGUCAAGGUUGUCCACGUUGCGGUGGAAUGGUGUUCGCUGCUGAACAACAGCUAGCUAAGGGCACCAUGUGGCACAAGAAGUGCUUCAACUGCAACGAGUGCCAUCGUCCACUGGACUCGAUGCUGGCCUGUGAUGGACCAGACAAGGAAAUCCACUGCCGUGCAUGCUACGGAAAACUGUUCGGACCUAAGGGAUUCGGAUUUGGACACACUCCCACUCUGGUGUCCACCGAAGUGCAGGAGACUCCGUUCCAUACCGAGUUUAACCCAAUGAAUGGUCCAAAGGCCAAGGACGGCAAGGGCUGCCGCCGGUGUGGAUGCACCGUGUAUGAAGCUGAAAAAAUGCUUAGCAAGAACCUGGUAUGGCACAAGCGGUGUUUCAGUUGUUUCGACUGCCACAAAUCGUUGGACUCGACCAAUCUGAACGACGGUCCCAACGGAGAAAUCUACUGCAAAGGAUGCUACGGUCGAAAUUACGGUCCACGAGGCGUCGGAUUUGGAAUUGGAGCUGGUGCGCUAACGAUGGUUUAAAUCCCACAUCCUACCAGAUAUAGAUUCGUUUAUUCUUUUUUCUAUUAUAAUAAUUUUUAUUUAUUAAACUAAAUGUGUAUUCUCGAGCUUCUAUAUUUUGGAAGCUUACAGACUUGAUCGCUGAUAUUCCCUUUAAAAUCCCUUUUUAAAAUGUAUAGCUCUGACCAACCAACCAAUGCGUAAGAUUUAGGAAACAACUUUGCUGCUCGACAAAAAAAAGGUCUUCAAACUAACCAUCCCUUCAAACUUCAAAAACUGUCAUCCAUUCACUACAAAACGUAAAAAAAAACAACAAAAUGAGCAGUGCAAAGUGUCCAGAUUUAGUGAAUACAAUUGCGAACGACCAGGACACGAACCUGCGAUCACCGUGAAAACACAAAUCAAAAACAGUAACCGAAACCGCCAAACGAAUUUAACCUGUCCCUUUUACCUUCUAUCAAGCACCCUUUUCUACCACACGAAACCAUUAUUAAUAAUUUGCUCAGCAGUAGAUAGGAAGUCCAAAAUCUUAUUAGGAAACCCCGCAGUUAGGCGAGUUAUAGUAACAGCGCGCUUUUUGAGAGAUGAAUGAAAACAGGCUAACCACCCCGCCCCCUUUCGGUGGUUCUAGUUAACAAACAUUACACAAUAACAAAUCAAACAAGUUCUACAAUAGCUAGAUAGGUUGAAUGAAUUGCAAUGAAAGAAUAACGAUCGAAUAUAUUGUUAGUUUAAGCUCUGAACCAAAGGAAAACAAAAGAAUGUGCUUGUCAUACCGUAGGAACUAGUGUGCAGCCCCUUUCCAUUUUCUUCCCUCGAGAGAAAGAGAAAAGUAAAGAUCUUGUUAUAUCACAUAAUUGAUUAUCAUCAUUACUGUAAUAGUCUGUCGUUUUUUUUUAUUAUUUUACUAUUUGCUAAUUAAUAAUACAAAACCCAAUAUACAACGCGCUAGGUUAAGUAUUACUUUCGUAACAUGUAACGAUGAUUCUUGUGUACAAUUGAAACACAAGCAUGCAAUCACACCCACAAAAAAAUGAUAUUUAUUCAAUAAAGAGAAACUGCUAAAACAAAAUAAA